AUGAUGCACUGGCGAUUGUUAUAUUUUAUUAUAUUAUUAUCGACGAUAAUAAUUAAAUCGAAUGCAUCAUUUCUGUAUAAUACAAAUGAUAGUUCAAAAACAAUUUUCGAUUGUUUUGAUUCGUAUAUAAUUGAUACUCGUGAUCCAUAUGAACACGUUUCAUUUCGAGCAAAUCAUCUAAUACCUUAUUGUCGACGUCCAUUAUCAACUGAUCCUAUUAAUAAAAUACAAGGAUAUAUAGAAAAUACAUACACAUUUAAAAAUUUAAGUUUACAAGGAAUUACGAGUGAAAAUCUUCGUCAAUGGUCAAUAUCAAUCGAUAUAAUUGAACAAUAUUCUAUAUAUCUCAUUAAAAAUAAAACAGAAUUUGAUGAAUUUAUUUUUAAUAAUUGUUCAUCAUUAUGGUUUGGUUCGAAUUGUCAAUAUACAUUUAAUUUAAGUAUGUCCAUUGAAUCAUUUGGGGAUUUCGUAAAUUCUUCAUUUGAAGCUCGUAGAGACUAUCUGGGAGAAAUUUUAAUACAUACUUGUUAUCCUCAUUUAUCUGAAUGUUAUCGUGGUCUUGAACCGAUGUGUUUAGAUUGGCGUGAAAUAUGUGAUGGAAAAAUCGAUUGUAUUGGAGAUAAAUUUGGUAUAGAUGAAGAAUAUUGUAAUGAACUUGAAAUAAAUGAAUGUAAAGAAGAUGAAUAUCGAUGCCAUAAUGGAGCACAAUGUAUUCCGUUCGAAUUCUUUCGUGAUGAUCACCAAAGUAUAGAUUGUUUGGAUGGAACAGAUGAAGCUGAAUCUUUUCAAGUGUCAGGUCUUACGAUUAUAAAAGAUCCUACAGAAUGCAUCAGUUCAAUGCUAUUCGCUUGUGAAGAAAGAGCAUGUCGUCAACCACAUGUAUUUUCAUGUGGCGAUGGAAGUCGCUCAUCACUUUAUCCUGUUUUCAAUCUUGUCAAUGAUAACCGAGAUGCUUGUUUCAGUACAGGUCGUGCUGCCUACUAUCGUCAAGAAAUUCAUAAAUCCGCCAAACGAUAUCCGAAUGAUUGUUAUUUUUUAUUAUUUUGUAAACUCGGUUUUUAUAAGAUUCUUCGAAAUGAUACAUACAAUGAAACAGAUUGUUCACGUGCAAAUUGGUCAUCAAUAGAUUGUACAUUAGAAUAUCUUUCAUUUCCUCUUGAACCUAUUUUCAAUGGUUAUUUUCAACCUCUUUAUUCAAAACAAAAUUUGAUCAAGAGUGAUAAUGAUGAUGGAUGGCCAACAUACAUCUGUACUGAUACACGAUUGUGUUUAUACUUGCCAAAAACAACACCUCCUGUCAAUGGUUUAGAUUGUCGUCCAGCUCCUAGAUAUGAAUAUCGUGGUCCGAGUUUGUCAUCUAGAUUGCGUAAUAAUACUGAGAUUUGUGCAUUAAUGGGAAAUAUUAAUAAAUAUGAAUCAAAUUCAUCUUUAUUCUAUUGUGAAAAAUCUGAUAAAUAUAUAUCGAAGCAUCGUCUCGUUGAUGGUACUCAGGAUUGUAAUUACAAUGAAGAUGAAAAUUAUACAAAUAGUUGUUCAUUAAAUGAUACUCAACGUUUUAAUUGUACAUCAGAAACGAAAUGUUUAUCACCUAUAGGUAUUGGUUACGAUAAACCUAAAUGCAAAAAUGACGAAGAUAAUAAAAUUGACAGUCAAGAAAUAGUUGUAUAUUCACGUCUUUGCAAUGGUCUAAAUUCUCUUGGUGGAGAAUUACCACCCGAAGAUGAUGGUGAAAACGAUGAAACCAAUUGUGAAUGGUGGCCCUGUCAUACUCCGUACACUCGAUGUGAUAAUAUUUUUCAAUGUGCUAAUGGUAUCGAUGAAUUAAAUUGUCCAAAUGUUAAUUGUAGUAUCAAUGAAUUUAAAUGUCAAAUUAAUUAUUCAUCUGAUAAUUAUUAUUGUGUUCCUCAAAAAUAUAUAUAUGAAAAACCAAUCGAUUGUAUUAGUCAUGGUCUACAGCGAAAUGUAUUUUACUCGAAUAAUUUAACUUUUAAUAUUAAUCAAGAAUAUAUAUCAUGGAAAGAAAAGACUUGUUUAACCAAAAAUGAUAUUUGUGGUUACUCAUCAACUAAUGAUCAACAAUUGAUAUGUAAUAUUGUUCAAAAAGAAGAUAUUCUUCUUAACUCUGAAUUCUCAAUAUAUUUGUAUGGUAAUGAAACAUCAUGUGACAUAGGUCAGGGUGGACGUCGCCGUGUUUCUUAUUAUUUUCGUACAUGGAAUUUGGGCUAUUUACCACCAAUAAUAAACGAAACAUCAUUAGCAUCUCAACAGUUUACCAAUAUCAAGCCGAAAAAAUCUCUCGAAAUCAAUACUAGUAUUGAAUUAAUCGAAUAUUGUAAUCGUGGAAUUGUUAUAUUCGAAGGAAAAUCUUAUGAAAAGAAAUGUUUAUGUCCACCAAGUUAUUUUGGUGAGAGAUGCCAAUGGCAAAAUCAACGGAUUAGUUUAACACUUCAGAUACGUCCAGUAGGUUCACAUGAGAAUAAAAUUUCUAUUUAUGACAUAUUUAUUUAUUUAAUUGAUAAUGAAAAUCAAAUAAUACAUAAUUAUGAAAAAAUUAAUUAUAUGACAUCAAAAGAUUUCAAUCGUAUAUCAACACAAAUUCGCAUUCCAUCAGAAAAAUCUCAACUAUCAAUAAAUUGUUCAAUUCAAUGUGGAACAAAUGGAAAAUGUUUUAAAUAUUUUAACUCAGAACAAGAAUUUUGUCAUUGUGAUCAAGGUUAUUCAGGUCGUUAUUGUAAUAUAACAUAUAACUGUUCAUGUUCAUCGGAUUCAAUUUGUUUAAAUUCAUCAAUUUGUUUAUGUCCAUUAAAUAAAUUUGGUUCGAAAUGUUAUUUACAAUAUACAACUUGUCAAUCGAAUAAUAAUUCAUGUCAAAAUAAUGGUAAAUGUAUACCUUAUAAUAAUCAUAUAAAUUACGAUGAUUUUAUUUGUUUAUGUCCUGAAAGUUUUACUGGAUCUCAUUGUGAAUAUCAUUCAAAUAAAAUUGAUAUUAAUUUUAAAAUCGAUUCAAUCCCAUUAUCAAUCAUUGCCCAUUAUAUAAUUUCAUAUACUGAUAAAAGACAUGAAAGAAAAACAAUGUUUAAGAAAAUUCCACUCGAUCAAUAUUCAAUUGAAUUAUUUUAUACAACUCCAUUUAAUUUAUUAUUUAUUGAAAUUUCAAAUAAUUAUUAUCUUACUGUAAUAAGAGAAGAAUCAAUUAGAUCGGAAUAUAUUUCUACUAAUAUAAAUCAAGAUUAUAAGUGUGAAUAUAUAGAUAAACUUUUAAAUUCAACCAUACUUAAUUAUAAAAAUCUUCGUCGAUUAAAAUAUUAUCAAUUACCAUGUAUAGAAAAUCUCAAAUUAAAAUGUUUUUAUGAUGAGAAAUACAUGUGUGUUUGUGAUAAAAGUCGAUAUUCAAAUUGUUUCGAUUUUGAACAUAAUAUGUCUUACAAUUGUCAAGGUCAUAGUUAUUGUGGAGACAAUGGCAGAUGUUUUCAAGAUAAUAUAACUUGCCCAUCAACUUCAGCAUGUAUAUGUGAUAAAUGUUAUUAUGGAAGUAAAUGUCAAUUUAAUAGCAUAGGUUUUAGUACAUCACUUGAUGUUAUAUUUGGAUAUCAUAUUAAACCAUUUAUUUCAUUUACAAAACAAUCCAGCGCCGUGAAAAUAACAGCAUCAAUCACAAUUCUCAUGUUAAUAUUUAGUCUUAUUAAUGGAUUAUUAUCUACAUUAACUUUUAAAAGUGAAUCUUUACUUAAAGUAGGUUGUGGAAUAUAUUUAUUAACAAAUUCAAUUAUAUCAAUAUUAACAAUAACUGUAUUUACAAUAAAAUAUUUUCAACUUAUUAUAUUUCAAAUGAAAUCUAUAACAAAUACAUCAUUUAUUCAUUUUAGUUGUAUAUUAACAGAUGUAUUAUUAAAAAUUCUUCUUAGUUUUGGUGAUUGGUUAUAUGCAUGUGUAGCUAUGGAAAGAACAUUAGCUGCUACACAAGGCAUACAUUUUAAUCAGUCAAAAAGUAAAUAUAUAGCUAAAUAUGUUAUGCCGAUACUAUUAUUAUUAAUAAGUAUAUCUUAUAUUCAUGAUCCAAUAUCUCGUCGAACAAUUGAUGAUAUUGAUGAUGAACAAAGAACAUGGUGUAUUCUUGAAUAUUCAACAAACAUUAAAAAAUAUGAUAAAUUUAUAAAUAUAUUUCAUGUUUUAAUACCAUUUAUAAUUAAUAUAUUAUCUGCUAUAUGUAUUACUAUUCAAGUAUUUCGAAUACGUGUAAAAACAAAGAAAAAAUCAGCAUAUAAAAAAAUUCUUUUUGCUCAAAUUAAACAAAAUAAACAUCUUCUUAUAUCAUCAUGUAUUCUAAUAUUAUUAUCUAUUCCUCGUUUAAUUAUUUCAUUUCUAUCUGGAUGUAUGGAUUCAAUACGUAAUCCAUGGUUAUAUUUAAUUGGAUAUUAUAUUUCAUUUAUUCCACCAUUACUUAUUAUUAUUUUAUUUAUUUUACCUUCAAAAACAUACAAACAGGAAUUUAUGUCUAUUAUAGAAAAAAUAAAUUUUUUCUCAAAAUAA
Molecule: messenger RNA, 4530 nt
Organism: Adineta steineri
Lineage: Eukaryota; Metazoa; Rotifera; Eurotatoria; Adinetida; Adinetidae
Source: the annotation of a GenBank genome assembly